GAACUAGACUCCUUCCACCAAUCUGGAAACAUCUCUCGCAAGAUGGAUUCAAGCACAGGAUUUAUUAAGUUCAUAUUUCCAGACCACACGAGGAAUUCCUCCAAGAUUCCGAAGAAUUUCUCCAAGACUCCGGUCAAUUUUAAAGCGGCAUACGAAUCAUUGGGUCCAAAACCUUACCAAAUCUUUGACCUUCUUUUGAAGGAAGAGCGUUUCACAAAUUUCUUCUCGAGAAUAGAAGUUUAUGGAAACAAUCUGGCCAAUCUGUUAAGUCGAUUUCCAGAUUUCCAGAAAGAUAAUUAUAGGAGUUCGUUAUUACGAGAAGUCAUUGGUGCUUUUACCGUUUCUCUGCUCGCUGAAAGAUUUGAUGAUAUGAAAUCUAGGAGUGCGGCUGCAAGAAUCGCUAUCUCGGCGGUAAAAUUAUCGGACCCAAGCACUUUAGGAAAGCUUGGUGUGAUAUUAGGAGCUCUUCCGGGGAUAUUACGGGUUUUGGUUGAGGAAGGGCACAUAAAGGAAUUAGCCCUAACUCAUGCAAAGUGCUUCGAGGGUCUCAUCUCUGAAGCCCAGGCCAGGGAACAGUGGGUCCAAUUUAUUAUGGGUUUCUGCAGAGGAUGCGAAGUUCAUGGGUCAAGGCCUGAGGGAGCUGGCGCUGGGGAGCUGGCGAAGUUUAUUCGAACUGCUCCAUGUAAAUUGUGUUCAAAGGUUUCCUUUGAUCGCGGUUUCAGCAUGGGUUCUGAGGGGGAGCCAACGCGGGCUCGGGAUCACCUCUUCAGAUCUAACAUGGAGUUGAAUGUGCUCGAAUCCCUCUUAGGCGAGCCUCUUGGGCCGUGGAAGAUAAUUCUUUCUCAACAGGCUAUGGAGGAUCUGGGAGCAGAGAACACUCAUGGUAAUCAUUCCAUCAAGCCAGAUGUUUUUGAGGAUUGCUGAUGUGAGCCAGGUGUCUUCCGGCAUGUUCGGUUCAAGUUCUCCGAACUUGCCUCCGGAGAUUGGGGUGGAAAAAAACUGUUCCAUAGGUUCGGAUGGGGCGAUGCACUGAGCUGUCGAAUCCCUUUAUUCAGAACUUUCUACAAAACCGGGUCUUUUAUAUUAUGGCAGAUUGAUACUGCUUUUGAUGAAAGGUUUGGCGAGGAUUACCAGGUUAUAAAAGGUUUGUGUAUCCAUGAGAGUAGCCUCAUGGGUAGAGAACUGACAACAAGAAACUGGGGGCUAGUAUGGGCUAUUGGAAAACCCAAAAAUGUGUGUUCGGUCCCGAUGUGAUGUGGGUACGGUGAUGCUAAGGUGAAGAAGGUCGGCAGGAUUGUUGCGCAUAUUCAUCGAGUACAGCGGGCCUAUACGAAAGCUAAAGUGGGAGCUUGCGACAUAGAAAUUUUGGAUGGGCAACGGGGGGUCAGGUAUCCAGCGAGGGUAUACGUGGACGACGGGGAAAGUUGUUCCAUGGGGGUCGAUGUCACUAUCAAUGAGGAUUUUGGUUGUCCAACCCAGCUAGGUAAAGAAGCCGAAAUAGCCCCACUUGAAUGGAUCUUGCAUGACGAUGCUAAAUUAGUGGUUAACAGCAAAGUUUUAUAGCCUAACUACGAUUGUUCUGGAUAGUAUUGCCUCCCCAAUUGGCAAGACGACAUACCCGGUAGCCAUAUCAGCGGAAGAGGCCCAAGUGGUGGAUCACUUUGUAACCCCAGCAUUCAUUCUCGGGAGAAGUGGAACUGGGAAAACCACUUGCUUAGUUUAUAAGCUAGUAGGAAGAUAUUUAGGUAGCAGGGAGAAUGGAGAACCUUUGAGACAAGUAAGUGAUUACAGGAUGCCUGGGAUUGGGUUAUGCUCUGAGGGUGUGAGGUUGACUAAGCUAACAAUCAUAGGUCUUACUCACAAAGUCAAAGAGGUUGGCGUCGAAGUUAAGAACUAAUACCGAUGGAUUGAUUGGAGCGAAAUUGGGAGAAAUGAACAGGCUAGCUGAGGGGAGUUAUGGCAAAAAUGAUGAGUUCAGUGACAAUACAAAAAAGCAAUUCUCGUCGCUUAGUGACGCAGAUUUCCCGCUGGUAUGCACUUUUGAUUACUUAUUAAGGCUUAUUGAGAACAGUAUUAGGUUUGUUUCUCCUCGGCUUAAGUCACUAUAAGGUUGGCCUACUGAGCGGCUCCAGGGAACAGGAAAACCGGGGAAGAUACAUGGAGAUAGACAGUUCUAAAUGCACCCGCGUGAUCGACUUUAGGAAGUUCGACAUCGAGUACUGGGAGCACAUGUCCCCCAAAUUAAAGAGGGGUAUUCCCGUGGAUCUAGCAUUUCUCGAAAUCAUGGGGGUCAUCAAGGGAUCGGUUACUCCAGCCACGGACUUUGAGCCUUUAUCUCGACAAGAUUAUUUGGAAAAGCGAUGGAGACUAGCACCGAAUUUUGCAACGCAGAAGGAGAGGGAUGCUGUCUACGACAUAUACGAGUGGUAUGAGCGAGCCAAGAAGAAGCGCGGCGAUAUUGAUCAGGCAGAUAGAAUUGUCAGGGUUACGAAGGCGUUAGAGGUAUUCAGGUCUUCGGAGAUAUUUGAAGAUAAUGCAUUCGAACGGAACAUUCGGGGGAUACUGGACGAAAUCUAUGUGGAUGGUUCGCAUCUCUUGAUCUAAAACGCUAGUUCCGGAAGGGGAUUAACAAAAAGGCAGAGGUCCAAGACCACCGAUCCUCGGAAAUAGGUCUGCUUUUGACCCUGGUGGGAUAUCCCCAGCACAUCCAUUUCGGUAUGGUUCUCUAUUUUCUUUUCUUACUACUUGGUCCCCGGUUCUCAUCAGCGGACAGCGGGUGAUACGGCCCAGUGUAUAUCCAAGGACGCUCUUUUCCGGUUUGCAAAUGCGAAAGCCUUAUUUUAUGAGCGCUUUAGGGCCACCGCUACUAGUACUAGCGACCUAAAGCCAACAUUGCUUCCCUUAUCGCACAACUUUAGAUCUCACAAGCAGAUUUUGAGUGUUGCCUCAUUAGUGAUGGAUCUCUUGUAUAACGGUGCUCUGCUUCCUAGUACGCUAUUCUGCCUUCCGUAAUGCUUAUGAAGCGAUUUAGGCUUUCCCGAAUUGGUCGAUAAAUUGCCUCCUGAGAUUGGGGAUAUCCCUGGCCCUAAACCUACCCUUUAUAGUAACACCCCCACCUGAUCGGCCGUUUGUAUGAUAGCUAAUUUUCGGAGUUGGGAGCAACAUAGCAGAGAUCCUGGAGCAUAUAGAGAGAAUGAGAACCUCUCGGAAACCGGACGGCCAGAGCUCUGGGCGUAAUGAAUAUGGGGAAGUGGGUGUUAUUCUAGUGCGGGAUGAAGAAACACGCGACAAACUUCGAACAAAGCUCGGAACAUCUUCACUAGUAUUAACUAUUCUUCAGAGCAAGGGCAUGGAGUUCGAGGAUGUUUUCCUCUAUAAUUUCCUUAGCACAAGCCCGUACAGCCAUAGAUUGGAUAUCUUAGAAGAACUUUUCGGACGGGGUCAUCGUACGUGUAAGAUCUACCUUAUGGAGGGGUGUAGUUUUGGGGGAGGGUUUGUGUCAUAUGCUAACCUCUUUUAACUUGGAGAGGGUUAGCUCCGAUGGAUCAUUUGGGACCUAUGGAGGAAGGCAAGAAUAGGAAGAGGAGCAAACUCGAGCGGAGGGCCCCCACAGGAAGCGGAAGUAAUCAAUCUACCUAUCAGUGGGACCAUGCGGACAGGGCAAAAGAGAAUAUUGUGAGUAACUAAUGACAUGGACUGUAAAAAGUGAUCCUAAUAGCGUUGCAGGUCCUCUGCUCUGAAUUGAAGGCGAGUUGAUAGUAUUCAGCUCCUGGUCUUGGGUUAAUUUAUCUGCUAAUACUUUGCGAACGUGAAGCAAUUAUAUGUCGGAGUGACGAGGGCUCGCAAUAGACUGUGUCUACUGGAAAGUAACCCUUGUAUCUUAAACCCGGUGCAGCUCCUGUUCAAUGAAAAGGCAAAUUUGUUAUCGCCGCGCCGGUACCCUGGCCCGCUACUGGAAAUAUUAACAGAGAAAAAUACAGGAGUAUGUCCUAAACCUUCCCUGCAUCAUCCUCUCUGACAUCCCUAGGCCAAUGAGCUGUACAGCCGGUUUUCUACGGGAAGGACGAUCGGCUCUUCUUGGUGGUGCGAAAUGGGAUAUCAAAUGAUUGAUGACCGACAAUACUCUGAGGUUCGUUGGAACAUGUCACAUUCUCAGAGGAGGAGACUCAUGGGUUCUCCUCUAGGCUCUCCGCUGCUUCAGGAGCGCCGGAGAUAUCCAUGGAAUUACGCUGGCCAAUGCAUAUGUUAGUGAAGAAAAUGGGCUCACCAACAGAGCUCAUGGGCUGUUUGAAGAGGCAAAACUUUCCCUAAUUCAGGCAUCAGAGCUUUUCCUACGCGCCAGAAGCAUCGAAAAGGCAGUCCAAUGCCGAAAGGAAGGGGGCGAUCCAAAUGGUGCAGCCCGUGAGUAAAUCCCUAGUGAGGACCUUGAAUAUUAAGGCUUAAAUGGCACAGAAAUUCUUGCCGAUAAUGGAGCACAUGAAGAUGCUACCUGGCUUUUGGCCGAAGUUGGCUUGUUUUUAGAAGCAAGUAAGGUGUAUACUCAGAUUAACAAACAUGAGAAGGCACUUGCGGCAUAUGCUCGGGGGGAACAAUUUAAACUGAUGUUCGAAUAUCUCAAGAGGUACACUAGAUCUCCCUUGCUGCUUAAUCUCCGAGCUCAGAAUGGCACACGGUGGGAUUAGCUAAUCACCAGGAACAGGUUUAAGUCAAAAAUAGAGCCUCAUUGUUGGAAUCAGUACCUGCGAUUCUUCUACUUAAAAGAAUUUGGAGAGAGUGACACGAUUCCAGACGAGCAUGAAAAACGGGUUCUCAAUCUUAUUGGAUCUCCGGAGGAGCAAGAAGUGGUUUUUUCAAGAUUUCGCUUGAUGAAUAAACUUUUCGAUUUGCUCUGUACUAGCGAAAAGUACAUGAAAGCCUACGAGGUUGGGAUUAAUUCUGGGCUGCUGGAGAGCUCCAUUCAAUUGCUUAGUGACAAACUUGGGUUAAAUAACCCAAAUUUGGGACACGGGGCACGGCUGGAAGUACUGUGUGAGUUUCUACAAGCAGAGCAUAUAGCAACAAAUCCUUGGCCCACGUCCGAAGAUAAACGGAUCCACAAAGCGCUACUAGCGGUUGUCGGGAGGGGGAACUCGCAGAUCGAUUCAUUUGUCAGAAGGUGGGAAGAUAUUGGUAGGGCGAUCUACAGCUUUAUCCUGAGCCCGGAUAAGCCUAGGGCAGCAGUUGGGGGGGUUGGUUAUCAGCGGGUUGCUGGCUAUGUCAAUAUUCUGGUUUGUUCUUUUGAAAUCUUUUUGUCGUGUUCACCUGUAACUCUGCAACAGGUAACGAGAUGUGUGCACCCGGACAACGAAUUACGGCUUCCACUUGAUCAUAUCGAGCGCGCGCUUGGAGAUUUGAGGAUAAUCUCUUCACUUGGGACAAUCCCGUACUCAGCUCAGCUCUAUUGCGGGGUUUAUGAGAUGCCUCGUCAACCGGGAAAAUACGUUGUCCUGGACCGGUCUCCACUCCGUGAUAACUCUAAACCACGGCUCCCACUUAGACCAGCGGAUAUCGAAUCGCUAAGAAGCCGAAUAUUAAGGCGUAUUUUACGGGAUAUCGCUCCGCCUCUUGUUUCGCUUGAGGAAAGAUUACGAGCGAUAUGCAGCAAAAAUGGGGGCCCUCAAUUCGUGCCUCAACUGAAGCUAAGUAUGAAUGAUCUUUGAUGCUCCAUCCCGCUUAGUAUAACACCCUACUUACAUGAAUCUCACUUAGCUGAAAAACGCUCCAACAGAGUAGAAGUAAGUCCUAUGCUUUGAAAUUCUGCUCUCAGACCACCGCCUUACAGUGAACUAGUUGCUGGUGCGCCUGUGCUUAAUAUUCUCCGAGUGUUCUGCAAUGAUCAAGGACAACAGGCGGCCUAAUGAUUCCUUGCCCCAGAAUUGUGAGAUGUUCCACUCCACUCCACUGAGCGGUCUGUUUCUAACGUGAUAUAGGGAACUGGAGGCUCUGGAAAGUGUCUCUUCUGGAGCAAAUGGAGUUAGAAUCCUCCUACGAGAGGACCCUGGGAGUUCAUUUUGAUACCAGGUUUAAGCCCGGGAAUUGGAUGACAAAGUAUCACGUACUGUACUCAACUUUGAGUGAGAAUGACACAGCAGAGUAUCGAAUAAAAUUAACUCUUCAAAUGGGUGUGGGAGCUCGGGUGUCUUCGCUUUUGGCUCAAUACCAAACAUCGCUAUUUCUAGGUAUGAGGAACCGUGCAAUGAGAUUCUUUGCGAGAGGGUAGGGUACAUCAUAUCCUAACAAGCGAUAGGCCAUCAAAGCAGGUGGAUGGGCUCAUUCCGGGCAAUGUGCGCUCAAACAAUGGGGUUGGGGAACUCCAGCCUCCAUGAUCACUCUGAAUUGGUAACUCUCGUCAAUCAGUGCCUGUCGGACACUGAAGAUGAUGAUUUUCCCUGGGGAUUUGUAUGCUUGGUUCACCAGCUCGCUUUGUAGUUGAUUUGUUAACACUAAAAUAGUGCGGAAAUAUAUACAAAGUCCUGGGUGCUCUGGAGAAAGCAAAAGACAUUCUAAAUUUUUAUUCGCCUUCUGUCAUUUCUCUUUAUGAGGAGCUGACCUUAUCUUUGGUAAGAAUAUGACUAGAAUUUGAGGUUUGGUAUUAACAAGUUUAGGUCCUCCUCCUGACGUGCCCUUACGAGUUUCUGAUUCCGGAUUCCUGGCGUCGUUUAUACCUCAAUAGAUGGAAAGGAAAACCUAGGUCACCUUCCAUUCUCAAACGCUUCUGGUGCCAGCGGUGUCUGGCCAGAGUUUGUUUGAGCUUCUGCGAGAUAUUAGAAGAAGCUAUCGCCGAAGAUGUUGCUUUAGCCCGACGAAGUGUCACCUUGAUUGUUGUAUGCCUUAUCAACUUGGGAACCCUUUUUCCCCGGCCACGGGAAUACGCAGAAUUAUGGCGGAGGUCGCAAGAGGUUCGCUUUCCCUCUUAAUAGGGACUUGAGAGUUGCAGUGUGCUUAUUCUCUACUCAGGUUUUCCGUUGUGGUGGGUUGAACGCUAGUGCUAUCCGGGAAGUACGGGAAGAUGAUCUCAUAGUUCAUUUGGCGGAGGACCUCCGAAGGUACGGAGGGAACGACUCAAUCUGCCUUGUGAGGGACCACAAACGACGUGUCCACUCCUUUGCCGGGAUUCCUUUGGAGAAGAACGGGAUAUCCGUAGUAAAUAUUCGCUCUGUGAGAGAGGAAGAAGGAUGUCCGUCGCAAACACUCAAGGGGAUGAAGACGAGGCGGAUUAACGCGGUCCAUGCUCUGAUCGCUCUUCGGGAACUGGAUCGGCCGAGAUUCCUGAGGUUCCUGGAAAUCCAAGAACGCAAAAGGCGCCUUAACCCAAAAUUCCAGUACACGUGGUCCAAAGAUUUAGCGACGGGUAUAGGGGGUUAAGGAUCGGAUGUAUCAAUGUCGAAUAUUUGUUUUUUGUUUUUUUUCCACUUUUUCCCCUCCACCCUUGGUGUGCUGUUAGGUUAGUAAUGAAGAAAAAGAGUUUUGUUCUCCG
Tuber aestivum (summer truffle) is the source of this 7516-nucleotide messenger RNA. Lineage: Eukaryota; Fungi; Ascomycota; Pezizomycetes; Pezizales; Tuberaceae. The record is from the annotation of a GenBank genome assembly.